Mesocestoides corti is the source of this 2739-nucleotide messenger RNA. The record is from the annotation of a GenBank genome assembly. Lineage: Eukaryota; Metazoa; Platyhelminthes; Cestoda; Cyclophyllidea; Mesocestoididae.
AUGCCGGCAUCCGUAUCUGAACGCGACUUACGGUACGCUCUUGAGGAUGAAAGAGCUCGAUUCACUGAUAUACGCUUUGUGAGAGAUAAGUCGAGGUGCUUUGCAUUCGUUGAUUUUUCUCCUGAGGAUGCUUAUAAUUUUAUUCGCAACUGUCGGGUUGGUGUACUUGUAAUUCCCUCAUUGUCUCUUAAGAAUGAAAUAAAGGUACGUGGCUUCAAGGUCCUUUUCGACUAUGCCGAUCCAAAAGACGAGGCUGAUAGGUUUGACCGUCAUCACGUCUCCGACUCCCGCUUCUCUGGAAACGUUGAGGAGCCCACCUCAACGAUUAUGAUCCGCGGAAUGCCUGUCGGGAUCGAUGAACGUGAUAUUAUCGAUGAACUAGCCCGGGACAGUGUUCGCUACACCGAUGUUCGCGUAAUUCGUGAUAAAUUAACAGGUGUGUCGAGGGGCUUCGGUUUUAUCGAAUUCGCUUCCACACAGGAAGCCAGCCAGUGGAUGGAUGCGCAAAAAGGCGUGCUUAAUAUUCGGCGCAAUGCUCUGCGACUGAACUUCAGCUCUCCGCGUCAUCAGAAUGAACCUAUUAGGAGUGAAACAAGUAAUCGGGAAAUUCGUCCUGGCAACCCCCAAAUUACCGUCCAGGAAUCUGUCAGUUUGGGUGAUUGGAUUUGCUCCAGGUGUACGAGCCACAACUUCAAACGACGUGACUUCUGUUUCCGCUGUCAACUACCGCGUUCUCAAUUACAAUCAAACUCAAGUGCCUACAAUUCAGAUGGAUCAGAUCUUAUUGGAACAACGCCUUGCAACACUUUGGUCUUGCGUUGUUUGGAUGCUUUGACUACAGAGGCAAGUAUCCAAGCUGCUUUCAGUGAACACGACAACGUGCAAAUUAAGCGGUGUCACGUCAUGCGUGACAACACCACCAACGUGUCGCGUUGUUUUGCCAUCGCUGAACUGCCCUCGGUGGCUGAUGCCUAUAAGGUUGUGGAUACCAUUGUAAAGGAACACAAAAUUUUUGAAAUUGAAGGCAAAGCGAUUGCUGUUAAUUACGCAAAAAAUAAUUUCAAUACAAUUAUGGCAACGUUGAAAGCUGAAGGAGCCCUGAAUGACCAAGCAAUUGCAGGUUACGCACAGCCGCAAUCAGUCACUAAUGCAACAGGAUAUAGUCCUUAUAUACCAAGUCAGUUCUCAGUGCCUCCACCUCCUUUACCUUCCUCUGGAGCCGCGGUGGCACACGCGGCAAUACAAAUGAAGCAAACAGAGGCACGCCUAGCCUCAAUCGUAGCGCAGUCGGUACACCACCCCCAGGGACUUCUUGGGUACCCUCCCCAACGGGGCAGCACUAGUUCUCGACCCCAGACCUACCCCAACACCUUAGCCAACUUCCCUGCUCCGACGAUGCCGUUUAAUUCCGCUACAGCUCCUACGACCCAAUACCGUGAGUCCGGUUUUGUCACUAUUUUUGAUAACCCUGGUGAAGCUUUUCCUGACACCGCAAAAUUUCUCUAUGACGAAACAAUCUGCUUCUAUUAUGAUCCUUUGACGGGUCUGCUCUACGAACCAAAUACUCGCUACUUCUUUGAUCGCAACACCCAACAAUAUUUUCAUUACGAUGCAUCGAGAAGUCUCUACAUCCCUGCUUCUCAGGUUGCUGGUCAACAACGACAGGAUGAGGCAACUAAAGCUACUGAAGAACCCACCAAAAAAAAGGAAAAAAAGGAGAAAGAAAAGGCUGCUCAAAAGAUUGCUAAGGAGAUGGAAAAAUGGGCCAAGCGCAUGAAUUCACAAAAGGAAGCACUUGCUAUGGCCCCAAAGUUAGAGCAAACCAAUGUUGAAAGCAGCAAAACGGCUGAUAUGGGUUACGCGAUACUCCAGGCUGCGAACGCAGCCAGUUCAAACGGUGCUUCGACAACGGCAGGUCUGGUGGCUCAAUAUGGUGGCGAGGAUAGCGAAGACGACGAAACUGGUCAGUCAGAUGAAAAGGAGCUCGAAACUCAGGUGGCUGCAGAAGAAUCAAAGCUAAUGGAUUGGACUAAAAUGGCUUGCCUUCUGUGCUCUCGAGGUUUCAAAGACGUAAAAACAAUGCAGAAACACCGUAGUUUCUCCACUCUUCAUCUUCAGAAUCUUAAUAAACUUCGUUCAAAGUAUGGUUUGAAGGAAUUGUCAGCAGUUUCUGCACAACACCAACAACAGCCCCAACACUCGGAAUCUCAGACCCACGCCGAGGCAAUCGAGUCGCUUAUGCAGUUGGGCGCGGCUGCGGCUAGUAAUCACGCCAAGAAUGUUGCUGCUAAUAAACAGCACACUACUUCCGGUACGAAUUCACCGCCGCAUUAUGGUGUUGGCGGUCGGUACCGAGACAGGGCUAGGGAACGAAGGGAAAAAUUCGGUACCGUACCUCCACAGAGAAUUGAGCGACAAACAGAAAAUUUAGAGGAGUCGACCCCUCCUUUGAUUCCUCCGGCCAUGGACACAUCACCCAAUCCCACCUGUGUACCCCCCAUGGCUAGCAAUGGUGCUUCCGGUAGCAACGUGGGCAGUCGUUUGAUGCAAAAGAUGGGUUGGCAGGCAGGUCAAGGUCUGGGAAAAUCGAACCAAGGCCGGACACAACUUGUCGAGGCCGAAUUUCGAGAAGUUGGCGUUGGCCUUGGCAUUAAAAGCUCCAAGCGGCUACCUCCGGCCGACAAUUAUAAAGACAAUGUGAAGCGCGCAAUGUAUGCUCGAUAUCACGAACUAGAGUGA